Molecule: messenger RNA, 4032 nt
Organism: Priapulus caudatus
Lineage: Eukaryota; Metazoa; Priapulida; Priapulimorpha; Priapulimorphida; Priapulidae
Product: zinc transporter 1-like
Exons: 10
Coding region: 390-1739 (449 amino acids)
Biological process (GO): intracellular zinc ion homeostasis; zinc ion transmembrane transport; detoxification of zinc ion
Cellular component (GO): membrane
Molecular function (GO): zinc ion transmembrane transporter activity
Source: RefSeq, a predicted model, not a curated record
UUUCGUGAGAGAUCGGUAGUUUAACUGCUUCUUCUUGUUAGUUUUGUUAAUUAUACACAAUUCACACGUACAUGCACGUCUUCCACAACAAAUGAACUUAUUGAGAGGUUUAUGACUGGAUCACCAGAUAAACAAAAGUGCGCAAUGGGAAACUUGUGAUGAGUCAUCCGUUGCCACCGCCGCCGACCGCUCCGAUGGUUCCAGCAGUGCCGAGUGCAUAGGUUCAGUCGAUUGACGGUCCGAGUGCAAAAACGUUGCUUGCGAUGCUGACUUGAUUUGCGCUCCGAUCAUUGUGGUUCGAAUUCAUCUAGGUGUUUUACGUGUGUUACUGUUAGUUGAAGAGUUACAUUGAUAGUUGAAGGAAAUCUGCAAGUGACUAGGAUUUCAAGAUGGGCAAGCUUUCGGGAAAGUCGUGCCGGCUGAUAUGCAUGCUCGGUCUCACCGGUGGAUACUUUCUCGUCGAAAUCAUCGUGGGAUACGUAACAAACUCGAUGGCCCUCGUCGCCGACUCCUUUCACAUGUUAUCCGACGUGGCCGCGUUGUCUGUGGGUUUAUUCUCUGUCAGGAUCUCGAGGAAGAGCUCGUCGAAGAACACGUUCGGCUGGGCGCGCGCGGAGGUUCUCGGAGCGCUCGUCAACGCCGUGUUCCUCGUUGCGCUCUGCUUCUCGAUUGCCGUCGAAUCGGUGAAGCGCCUCGUCGAGAUCGAGAAGAUAGAGGACGAGAAGCUGCUGCUGAUAGUCGGCAGCGCGGGCCUCGCCGUCAACAUCAUCGGCCUCUUCCUCUUCCACAGUCACGGGCAUGGCCACAGUCACGGCCACGGCCACUCGCACGAAACAGCGAUAUCGAACCAAGCGGGGCGCUCUGUUGGCGGUGUGCGGUACCUGCAGUCGGUGACGGAGGAGCCGGACAGCGAAGAUGAGGAGGUUUCAAUAAAGUCGGACGGCUCCUGCGCCAUCAGCAAGCUUGCGAAAGGCGAGCCGCGCAAGGACAAUGGCGACAUCUACACGGAACAGCAGCAUCAGGAAAAGGCGAAAAAACUUGCCUCCAGUUCACAGCUGAACAUGCGCGGUGUGUUCCUCCACGUUCUUGGAGAUGCCCUUGGUUCGGUCAUCGUCAUCAUCUCGGCUCUCGUCAUCUGGCUCGUCGAAGGAGAUUGGAAGUACUACAUGGACCCGGCGAUGAGUAUACUCAUGGUCUGUAUUAUAAUGUCCACGACCAUACCACUGUUGCGUGAGUCAGCACACAUCUUACUUCAGACUGUCCCCACUCACAUUCAAGUAGAGGACAUUCAGUCGAAGCUCGUACAGAGGAUUGACGGCAUCCUCGGCGUGCACGAGUUCCACGUCUGGCAGCUGGCCGGCAACCGCAUCAUCGCGUCGGCUCACAUCCGCUGCCGCACGCUCGCCGACUACAUGAAGAUCGCCGGGCAGGUGAAGGAGUUCUUCCACGACGAGGGCAUACACUCAACGACCAUCCAGCCUGAGUUCAUCGAGAGCCUGUCGAGUAAGCUGAGCGCGAAGGAGCUGUCGGACUGCAUCCUGGAGUGCGGCGGCGAGGAGGAGGAAUGCAAGCCGCACAAAUGCUGUGGCCCCAAGCGAGACCAGAGCCCCAACGGCGUGCGUCAGCGCGCGAUCACCGCCGGCAGCGCGUCGCCGAACCGGCUGUCGGCUGCGUCCGACGCCGGCCUGCAGAUGGCCGAUCUGGACACCGUCAUCGACGUGAAUGUAGAGACAGCGUGAAAUGCGGACUGUGCAAUGGCGUACCGACAACGUGAGCGUCAUCCGUGAGUCGUGACAUCCCAAGAGCACAGUGACCGUCGUUGUUCAUAUCUUUGUUAUCUGGUCGCCUCCCGGGGGACAAAAUACAGCAUAGAUUCUAAUGUCAAGGCCAGGAGUCAGGAGUGGACAUUUAGAUUCGAUUUUUUUGGGGUGUGGUCAAGCAGACUUGCGAUUAUCGCACCUCGAUGUGUUGCUUUCGUGUCCGUUUUAAUGAGCGGAGAAAUAGAGGAAACGCCUUGCUGGUGCGCCGUGCGUAGCUGACUGGUGUAGCAUUGACCCCCUCUAGAGAAGAGCUCGUUUGAUCUCGAGCUCUCUUAAUCUAUCAUGUUUUGAAGAAACGAAAAGCUUGAGUGAUGUGUUUGUGUUAAAUGUGAGAGAGCACAAUCUCAAAAGUACCAACUCUAAAAUAUUUAAACACGUAAUGCAGAAUUUAUUUCACGCAUUCAUGACCAAAAGCUAUCACACUCUGUCUGUGUGACGAAAAAUGUGGACAGCCAAAAAUAUAUCACCGCUAAAAAUGUACAAUUACCAAACCAUACAAAUUAGCCCAUUUUGAAUGCUUCUAUUUGCUAAAUCUCAAUUUGAAAGUCCAAGUUUUUAGUGUCAUUUUGAACCUUCUACUUACCUUGCAUUUUCGGCCAUACAAAUUGCAAAAUUAUAUGGUAGUGCUUUAAUUUCCUGCUGUUGUCCUGCAGAAGUGAGGGUGAAUAUCCUUGUCCAUAUCAUUGCAAGUUAUGUGUUAUUGGCAACUACUUUGGGACAUAAUACAUUCUGCCCUUUUCUUGUGUUUCUUGAAAAUUUGUAAAACUAUAUUGUCAGAAAUUUUUUGAAAACCAAGGUUGAAAUAGACGCCGAAAAUGUGGAUUUUGCUGGUGAGAUUUGGUAGGUUGAAGCUUUCAAAAUCAGCCAAUUUGUGUGAUUAUGGAAUUUUGAAUAGUGAUAUAGUUUUGAACCAACAUUUGUAUAAUCAAGAUUUGUGAUAUGCGUAAGCUAAAAAAACAGGCAAUAACAAUAACAUAUAAGUAUAAUACAUGUAAACACUUAGUGGCAUUGUCAUGUAACAUGCAAUGUAUGAACCCACCAUGCCCAAUUCUACGCUUCUACCCCGACAAUAAUCAACGUUCAUCCAACUAACCGCUUCCAUCUUGUGAUUCACAUCCAGUGAUGUCUAAUCGUAGAUGAUGAUUGUUACUUUCAUAGAAUAACACUAAUUAAUAUACCAAAUCAAGGUAAACGCAUUGACAAGCAUACAUUCAACGCUUUUGUGAAGCAAUAAAGUCCUUGGCCAGCAGUGCGUUGCUAACAGUUUAUUGCUUUGCAAAAGGUUUGAGUCUGUGAUUGCUGAUGCAUUUGUGUGUGUAUGAUAUCUGUUGUUGGUGGGUAAGUACAUGACAUUUGCCCUUCGGUGUCUGGACGUAUAUGUAUGUAGAUAGACAACCACGUGUAAUAACUAGACACUAACCAUAACGAUUGCUAUCGUAUAUGUAUCAAAGCCUCGAAGUCUGGCCAAGGGAUAAAUAUGAUUCGUGAUUUUCCCCGGGUUUCUAACCCAUCUUAUCAUUUCUAAAUGAGCUUAGCAGUGCCAUAAAUAUUGUCAUUGUGUCAAAUGUAAAGCAUUAAUAUCAGUGCCUAUAUAUAUUUAUAUAUAUUACUAGCUUGAUACAUGCUCAAUGGCAACACCAUUUACUAGAUUUUUGGAAAUGCAUGAAAUAACCAGGUACGCGUAUAAUAACUGUCUUUAGGCGUAGUAUUCAAUUUCUCUCGGCACAGUCCAAGGCACAGGAACUUGUGAGGACGAUAUGCACAUGUAAACGCGCACGCUUACGUAAGAAGUGUGCGUUCUAUUUUAUAUAUAACAUACAUAUAACGGUGUUUGUUAAUGGCUAACUUUAAUGCCAUCUCGUAUUAUAGAUCUGAUGUCAAUCUAAAAUCUUAUUCGUGUUUCAUCCAAUUUAUGUCUCAACAAGUGCUUGUUGCAUGGCAAUCAGUGUAACGGUUAUGUGGCAAUGUAAACGCAUUUCAUUCUAUCUCUUUGAUUUGUUAUGAAAUGUUGGCAACAGAUCUAAGACGAAUUGGACAGUGUGCAUUUAAAGUUUUCUGCUAAAACUGUUGUUUUUACAAAUAUGUUAUUCCAAUAACCAGUUAAUUUAUGUCGUUUUUCUGUUGUGGUGUAUAAGACACCGAUUAUUUACGAUUACAAGACAUCCUUGUAUUUAUUAGAAACUGAAUUAAAGGUCACUGUGUUAGGAAAAAA